AUGGAAGAUUCUGUAACUUCUAUCACUGAUCUUACCAAAGAUGCAGCGCCAACAACACGGGUAUCAGCAACACCUUCAGUGGACGCUGCAGCAACUGCUGAUGCGAAUGCGACAGAGAUAACAGAAGUAGUGAGAGCCGAAGCAGCCCUUGGCGAGGUCACAGAGGAAGGAGGCUUCGCAGCAGUGGCCACUAAGGAGGCAGUUGCUGCUUACUUGUGUCCAGAUGAAGCAGCCGAGAAUAUUCGGCAGCUGUGCGGACUUGCUGCAGGCGUUGCUGAUGACGAUGCGGACAAGGGGACAGUAUCAACAGCAUCAGCGAAACAGAUACAAGAAACAGCACUGACUGCUCUGCUGCUACACCUUCAUUCGAAGCGAGUUUCCUUCCCUGAAGUGCUCAGCUACACCGAAACAUGCAUUGUCGCAGCGACUAAAGCAGCAACCACAAGUGUAGCAUCGGCAACAACUGAUUGUACCAACUACGUCAAGGCAGCACAAACUCGGAAAGCCGCAGCGGCUCUACCGGCACAGAUCCUACAGCGCAUGCCGGAGUUGCCUCUUCGUAGUAAGAGUAGCAGCAGUAGCAAGGGCAGCAGCUACACUGAUGGCAGCAGCGGCUGCCGCAUCGACAAGAGCGACGGAAGUACAAAUGACAGCAGCAGUGGCGACGGCGAAAGGCUGUCGGAAGACGAUGCUUUGUGGCAGCUGCUGCUGCAGUGCAGCGACAGAUAUAUGACGGAUUGGCAGGGAACAGAGGGGGGCGCUUCUUGUUGCCUCGCUGUUGCGCGCUCAUCGCCAGAACUCUUGCAGUUGCUGCUUCCCCCACCAAAAGGCACCAGCAGCGACUGCAACAGCAAUGACAGUAGCAGCAAUAACAGCAGAAAGUACUGGACGGAAGACUGCACCGUGGGGUUGUUCAUGCUGCGCUCUUUGCUGCACCAGGUGCACACGCCUUCGUUUGCUCAGAGCACACGGCAGCUGCUACUGCAGCUGCUGCUGCUGCUACUGCAAGAGUGCGCUAAGGCAGUGCAGCAGGAGAUGCGGAGAGAAGCUCUGGUUCUUGAGAUCAGCAGACAGCUAGAGGGAGAACGGGACCCGCGAUGCCUGUUGCUCCUGUUUGCUAUUGUGAAGGAGCUAGGGCGUACAUACAGCUCGCUCAUGAGGGAGAGUGAGCUUGAAGCUUCAGUUGAUCUGAUUAUGUCCUAUUUUCCGGUCUCGUUUUCACCGCCACCUAAUGCUGUCGCCUGUGUCACAGAGUCAGCCCUAACUGAAGCGUUUGCUGGUGCUGCUUCUGCCUCGCGCCUGUACGGGCCUCUGGUACUGGCGCUUGCUGUUGACCUUGUGCCCUCUCUUAUAGAGGACUGCAGCAGCAGCAGCAGCAAUGCUGGGAAGGGAGACGGAAACCCUUUGGAAAAAGCGGUCACCUCCCUUGCUAUGUGCCUUCCCUAUUAUGAGCCCUCUGCUGCUGCUGACGCUGCGCUGCAGCUCGGGCCGCUGCUGCUGCAGCAGCAACAGCAGCAGCUAGACGACUUGCUGCCCCUUGAAACUGUCGACUUGUUUGGCUUGCUUCUUCGACGAGGGCAGGAAGGAUCAGAGCAGCAGAAACAGCAACAGCAGGAGCAGCAACCGGAUGGGAAGGAGCCCAAUGAUAGCUUAUCUUUCAAGCAGGCGGAGGAUUUACUGCUUCCCCUUGCUGCACCACUGCUAGAGUUACAGCAAAUAACCACUCCAACAAGUAGGCUCAUGCUGCAGUUGCUUAUGGAAGCUGCUGCUGCAGGUCCUGUCAGCUGUUUGUGCUGCUUAAAGGUUGCAGCGCUGCCGCUGCUUGAGCAUGUGCUCCAAACGGCAGGCAUUUCAAUUCAGCAGCGGAAACAGCAUCAAAAAGAGGCUUUAGGGGACACUGCUGCCUGUAUGAGCAACGACAGCUCCAGCAGCAACAGCAGCGAAGGGAGCGAAGACGCUUUUGCUGUGCUCUGUCGUCUUCCAUGGUUCUCGGCAGCAGCGCUAGACUCUAGCAGCAGCAGCAACAGGGACAGCAACAGCUGCAGCAGCACGUGUAUGAGCGUUGACGAAAAGAUGCAGGUGCAAGGUGGCUUGCUACUGAUGUCUCAGUUGCUGGGUGCCGCACAAGGAAGCGGCUGCAUGCAUGCAGCAGCGGCAGUACCCGAGCUUAGGCAGCAACUUCAGAACUUACUUCAGCAGCUGCUGCAGGAUUUGCUGCAGCUGCUAUUGGUGAGGGGCCAUGAACUAGCCUGGGAAGUUCCGGAUGCGCAGCUGCUGCUCUUCCGGCUUGUGGGAAUCGUGGCCUCAAGCGAACCAGUUGGGGCAACAGCGGCAGCAGCAGCAGCGUAUCUGUUGUCUGCUGUAGCUGGAUUCGUAAGUUUGCCUCCUGCGGCAGCAGCAGCUUCUGAUGCUGAAACUUCGGACGGAGGAGGGAGGAGCAGCCCGAAGCAACAUGUGCACCAGCGGGAAACUGUACUACAGCAGCAAUUGGUGCGGGCUACUGUUGCCUUUCACCGCAGACUAAAUGCGGACUGCAACAGCAAGGGCAUUGCUGCAGCCCUGAGCAGCGAACCUUCCAGUACUGCUGCUACUGCUCUUGCUGGUAGCGCAGAGAACGCAGCGGCGACGGGGGUUGGCGGCAGCGCCUACGCGGCGUGCGUGCGAUCGCUUCAGCAGAUUUUCCUAUCUACUGGUUGCAUGCAGCAGCAUCAGGAGGCAAGGCUGCUAUUGAGAGUUGCUGCAGAGGGGGUUGGAGCUGCGUGCGCAGCAGCACUCGAGAGCAUCAACAAAGGCAGCGUCGACGUGGAGGCUGAGCAGAAGGACCAGCAGCAACCACCUAUUUGCAGGUUGCUGCCAGCAGCUGCGGCAGCUGAGGUGUCGAUUGCUUGCAGCUGUGUCCUCGUAGGGCGAUGGAACACAAAUGAGCAGCAGCGCGAGGAGCAACAGGAUGAGGAGCAGCAAAAGGUGCAAAAACAGCCAGGAGCUCUGGGUAUAGCUCUCCCCAGAAACCUGCUGCAGAGACUGUGCGACACCCUGUCCAAUGCGGGGAAGUCCCUGAAACAGCUGCAGCACGAAGAGCAGGAGCAGAAUCAGCAGGAAAAGCUGCAGUUGCAGCUCCUAAAUGCUGAAGCAGCAGAAAAGCUCCGCCUUUUGGCAUCAGCAGCAGACGGAACGGCAAGCGCGUUGUGCAUAUACAGCACAAUUUUGCAGCAGCAGAAACCGCGAAAGAGGCACCACAUGAAGCAGCGAAGGCAGCAGCAACAGCAGGAGCAAGCGCACGAGGAGCAGCAGCCAGCGACGCUGAACCCGGCUUCCUCUCUUCUGUUGCUCCUUGGCAAUAAAGAGCUCACUGGGCUGCUAAGAGAGGUCGCAGUUGCGUAUGUACAGCAGCAUUUGAAUCAGAAGCGAUUGCAGCAGCAGCAGCAACUGCGACAGCAACUGCAACAGCAGCAGCUGCAACAGCAGCAACUGCAGCAACAAGCGCAGACACUAUCAUCGAUCGUUUCAUCUUUGCGAUUGCUUGUUAAGAAGCUGCUGCAGUUGCUUCCACCUGUGGAACGAAUUGCCUUCUCUCAGCAGUUAUUGCAUGAAAGUCUUGAAGAGGAUGCACUGUUUCUUUUUCUACCUGCAGCCGUUCAAGUUGCAGUUUCUGCUGCUGUGCCAGAGGCCGACAGCAGCACUUGCUGCUGCACAAAGAAGAGUGCCAAAAAUUGUAGCUGCAGCAGCUGCGUGCCACAGGUGCUGCUGCAGCGGUGCAUUGCGAUUUGCUGCAGCUCACUUCCGCAGAGCCAGCAGCAGAAGAUACUGCCGUUGCUGCCAGCAGCAGCAGCUACAGCGGCAGCAAAGGACAGAAGCCACGUACUGCAGCGAGAUGGCUUGGAAGUUUUGCAGAUGCUGCUGCGCUACCUUCCAGCAGAGAGCAAACGCCAUGCACUUGUGCUGUUGCAGCAGACGGAGGCAGCGUUGCUUCACAGUUGCUGCUGCAGUUGCUGCAGCAGCUGUAGCUGCUCAGAUGCUCGUGGGUCUUCAGGCGAGGCUUCUGAUUUCGAUGCCAUUGCGGCUGCACAACUUGCUGCUCGUGCUACAGGCUUGCUGCAGGGAGCUGCACUCGCUGGUCUCUGGGCUGGUCGCGGUGACAGCAGGGGUAACAACAAAUUUGGCUGUGACCAACCUGAAGAAUUGUUAGAGACGAUGCUACUGCAGGCCUUCGCACCGCGUUCACAUGGGCGCAGCAGCAGCAAGUGUGGGAGCAGCAGCAACAGUGACAUCAACAACAGAAGCAGCAACAAUGGCAGUAACAGCAACAGAAGCAGCAACGGAAGCAGCAACAACAGUGUGUGCGGCUGCGCUGCGCAGUUCGCUGCAGCUCGGGCUGUCGGGCUGUUGCUACCAGACGUGUUGCUGCAAUCGGCCCUAGCCCAACAGCCAGGAGACAACAGCAGCAAUCAGUGCAGCUCCGGAAAUGACAGCAUCAGUGACGGCAGCAGCAACGGCUGCAGGCCCCUUUUCCCCAUUUUACCUGAAGGGAGGCCGUGGCUCACGGAGCUUGACGAGCUUGAACUUGAGGAACAGGAACAGCAAGAGCAGCAGCAAGAGAGUGAGCAAGAGCAGAAGCAGCAAGAUCAUGAAGAGCAGCGCGAGCAGCCUCAGGAACAUCAGCAAGAAGGCCACCACAAGGUUGAGAGGGAGCUGCACCUGCAGCGCAUGGCAGCAGCGCGCGUUUGUCUUGAGGCCUUGCACCCGCGUUGCACCGCUGCUGCGGCUUCGACAGUUGCUGCUGCUCUGUCGUCUGCUUCUUCCAGAGCAGCAGCAAUAGAGGAAACAAAGGACCGCUGGGGCCCUCCCCUUGGGGACCUCCAUUUGCUAUAUUCAGUUCCUGUGGACGAGGGCAAGGAGAAACAACAAGAGCAGCAGGAAAAAAUCGCUGCUCUGCUGCCGCUGCUGAGCUGCCUUACAGCUGCCUGUGUUUCUUCUAUCAGUGACACCAGCAACAACGGCGACAGCACCACGACUGUGGAGCAUCUGGCGCAAGCGGAGCCUCACUUUACUUCCGUAGGGCCCCUGAGCCUGGUAGAGUUGGUGGUGGGUUGGGGCUGCUGCUAUAUUGUGCAGCAGCAGCACCUGCUGUCCACGUACUCGUUGCGCAUGCAGCAGAUGUCAGCAGGCAACGCUGCUGCUGCUGCUGCUCUUGCCGCGUCUGCCGGCUUCCCGGUAGAGGUGCCGUCCUUCCAAAAGAACAGCCAGCAGCAGCAAGCAGCAUACUGUGCUGCUUUGGCAGCAACAGCAGAAACUGUGCAACAGCAACUUCAAGACCAGGAGCAGCAGCAGGCGCAGCAGCAAGCUGCCGGUGCAGCUGCAGCUGAGUUCGCUCUCUUGGAGGCGUUUUCUGCCUCUUGGUUGUUAUUGUUAUUGCUGCUUCUACAACAACAGCGGCAAACUCAAACAAGUCAGCAAAAGAGCGAGAUGCGCCACCACGCCUCGACAACACCCGGCUGUUUUUCGGGCUCUUUCUUGCUGCUGCUGCUGCAUGCACUGCUGCUUCUGGCUCUCUGUGAGAAACGGCCGCUGCUGCGGUUGCUGGCACUGGAUGCCCUCAGACUUGCCGCCCUGCAGCAAACGGACACACAGAAAAUGCAGCAAGCAGCACCUCACCCCGCUGCCAGUCGCAGCGUUGAAUUCCAGGAGCCUGAGCAUACCGAUCAUGCUGCUGCGAGAAUUGCUGUUCUUGCUGCUUCAAGGCUUGUUGGCGGCGACAACAACGGCGCCGCAACAGCCGUGUCAGUUGAGUUCACAUUGUUGUUACGCCAUCAAGACGCGGCUCUCAGGGGAUGA
Eimeria necatrix is the source of this 5832-nucleotide messenger RNA. RefSeq lists its product as hypothetical. Gene Ontology annotation, cellular component: SWI/SNF complex; nucleus. The coding region runs from base 1 to 5832 and encodes 1943 amino acids. Gene Ontology annotation, biological process: regulation of transcription by RNA polymerase II. The transcript has 3 exons. NCBI's taxonomy places the organism in Eukaryota, Apicomplexa, Conoidasida, Eucoccidiorida, Eimeriidae. Gene Ontology annotation, molecular function: transcription coregulator activity. The record is from RefSeq and is a predicted model, not a curated record.